Molecule: messenger RNA, 407 nt
Organism: Lynx canadensis (Canada lynx)
Lineage: Eukaryota; Metazoa; Chordata; Mammalia; Carnivora; Felidae
Product: 60S ribosomal protein L35a-like
Exons: 1
Coding region: 1-330 (109 amino acids)
Biological process (GO): cytoplasmic translation; ribosomal large subunit biogenesis
Cellular component (GO): ribosome; cytosolic large ribosomal subunit
Molecular function (GO): structural constituent of ribosome
Source: RefSeq, a predicted model, not a curated record
AUGUCCAGAAGGCUGUGGUUCAAGGCCAUUUUUGCUGGCUAUAAGAGGGCCUCCAGAACCAGAAGGAGCAAUUUUAUUCUUAAAAUUGAAGGUAUUUAUGCUCUAGAUGAAACCGAAUUCUACCUAGGCAAGAGAUGUGCUUAUGUGUACAAAGCAAAAAACAACACAGUGACUCCUAGUGGCAAACCAAAUGAAACUGGAGUAAUCUGGGGAAAAGUAAUUCAUGCUCAUGGAAACAGUGGCAUGGUUCAUGCCAAUUUCCGAAGCAACUUUCCUGCUAAAGACAUUGGCCACAGAAUCCAUGUGAUGCUGUAUCCUUCAAGGAUUUAACUUACUGAAGAGUAAAUAAAUAAAUGUGUAGAUCUGCUCUUAUUAAAAACAGUCAGUUAAGCGUCCAACUUCAGCUC